Messenger RNA from Pediculus humanus corporis (human body louse), 600 nucleotides. RefSeq lists its product as uncharacterized. The coding region runs from base 1 to 600 and encodes 199 amino acids. Gene Ontology annotation, biological process: developmental process. The record is from RefSeq and is a predicted model, not a curated record. The transcript has 3 exons. NCBI's taxonomy places the organism in Eukaryota, Metazoa, Arthropoda, Insecta, Psocodea, Pediculidae.
AUGACGACAAUUAUUCGUGUGAAAAGACAUAGAGGAGAAGAUCCAGUUGAAGCAUUAGUUUUAUCAUGUAAAAGAAAAAAAACGGAAAAUUGUUCUGUUACAUCAGAUGGAAAUUCAUUUAAAUAUAUUUUAAAUUUUUCAGGAACGGUAGAAGAAAAGGAUGAUAAGAUCGCAGCGAGUACUGUAGAAUCAUUUAGAAAAGAUUCUAAAUAUUCAAAUUUAAAAAAAAAAGAACAUGUACCGGACAUAAAAGUUAAACAAAGAAAAGAAUAUAAGGAAAAAACAGAUGAUAGUAGAUUUACAUUGCUAAGUUUUUUAAGGUCUAAUAAUGCAUUUGAAGACUCUAAUACUGAUUCAUAUAAUGAUGGCCAAAAAAAUGUCACUAUUGUUGAUGUCAGCAAGGAAAAUGACGAAAAUUUAUCCACUAACAAUAUUGGUGAUGGUUCUUAUGUGUACGAUUUAUAUAGUGCAAACGUAGAAAAUGAUUCCGAUUACAAUGACAUGUUUAUGGAACAUCUUCUAAGUGUCCUCAAUAAGAGAAUGUUAUCGAUGAAACUUGCUGUCAUUAAUUCCAUUUAUGGUUAUUUAUUUCUGCCUUGA